UGGUAGAGUUUCAUAAUUCUUCUUUUCAUUAGUGCAGUAUUCGUUAUUUGCUUCAAUAUUGACAAUUGGAGGGAUGAUUGGGGCAGUGUUGAGUGGCAGGGUUGCAGACCUAGCUGGACGGAAAUAUGCUAUGGGAAUUUCAGAAAUUUUAUGCAUUAUAGGAUGGCUUGCAGAAUCACUCUCAAAGAAUAUCUUGUGGCUUGACCUGGGAAGAUUUUUAGUUGGAUGUGGCAUUGGCCUGCUUUCGUAUAUGGUAAACUAAAUUUGUGUUUUUAUCUUACUCAGCUGCCUCUUCGGCAGUAAUUGGAAUACACUUUUACUUAUUAU
This is a messenger RNA of Rubroshorea leprosula, 327 nucleotides long. The record is from the annotation of a GenBank genome assembly. NCBI's taxonomy places the organism in Eukaryota, Viridiplantae, Streptophyta, Magnoliopsida, Malvales, Dipterocarpaceae.